This is a messenger RNA of Chironomus riparius, 2627 nucleotides long. Lineage: Eukaryota; Metazoa; Arthropoda; Insecta; Diptera; Chironomidae. The record is from the annotation of a GenBank genome assembly.
CAGGGAAAUGAAAAGCAAUUAUAAAAUUUUAAAAACUAAGUGAAAAUUUUAAUAUUUUUUAACAAACUGUGUUUGACAAAAAAAAAUUCAAGACAAAAUUAUUUAAAAAAAAAUUUGAUUGUUCAAAACAACAUCAAAUUAGAUUCAACGUUCAAAAUAUAAAAAAUAUAAUACAUAAAACAAAAUAUUUAAAAAAAAAUUAAUUGCACAAAUUAUAAAAACAAUGGCAAAUUUAGUUAAAUGGUGGAAACAAUUUAGACAGUAUAAAGUUAUUCAUGAAUGCUCAACAGACUCAGAAGAACUCAUACACGCUUCAGAAUAUGGGGAUAUUUUUAUGCACCAAAAAGAAAAUAUUUUGCAGCCUAAUUUAGAUUCACACAAUUCUCAUGAUGCUAAAACAAUUCCUUGUAGUGGAAAUCUAAUGAAAAGUAAAAGAUCAUUAAAGGAAUAUGAUGGAAAGGAGAGGAUUAGAAAUGAUCAGCAAGAGCGUUUGCAGAAACGUCACAGUAUUGCAACAACGCAUAAUUUGGAACAACUUGAGACAAAUGGAACAAAAUAUAAUAAAAUAUCUUGCGACGUAUCACUUUCACUAGAAGAUUCUGUUGAAAAAACACAACCAACAAACUUCACAUUUACACUUUACGAUUUAGAUGGGCAUGGAAUCAUAACCAAAGAAGAUAUAGCUAGCAUAGUAUCAACAAUUUAUGAUUCGAUUGGAAAGAAUAUAGUCGCUCCUAUUUACGGGAAAAAAGUGAUUAAUGUUAAGUUAACAAUGUCGCCCCAAGAUAUUAUGAAAAGUAAUGACCAAAAUCAAAAAAUUAGAAAACAAGUAUCUACCCAAAAAUAUUUAAGAACAAAUGUGUUCCCUAAUGAACCAGAAUCUGAUAAUAAAGUGCCAGUGAUGAAAUUACAAAAUGAUAUUAAUGCGCAAGAUAUAUCGAAAAAUUGCGAGAAUUUUGAGAAAGAUAAAAAUAACAUAUAUGAAUCAAUUAACAAUUUAAAAGGCUUUACACCCACAAUUGACAAAAUUUUAUCAAAAAAUAUCAAAACUGAAAAUGUUGAACAAAAAAAUUGUUUAGAUGCAAAUUUAUCAGAAAAAUUACAUUUAGAACGAAUUGACGAAUCUAGAAAUCAAACUAAAAAUAAUUCCAAUAAGAGGAGAAAUUUUCGUAAGCAAAGACAAAAGUUUAAUGAAAAAGCUGCCCGCAUUCGCUCUCUAUCUGUUGGAAAUGAGUAUAAAUGGAGACAAAAUCAAAGUCAAAAAGUUAACAAACCAACUGAACUGAACAAUGGAAGCAAACUAAGACGUAAUGAGCUCAUAGAGAUAAUUCGUGAAAGCAUGGAAAAGAAUAAAUUAUGUUUUCAAAACAAUAGGAAAACACCAAAUAUCGAAAAUUUCAGUAGACAACGAUCAAAUACUAUCACUAUGAUGGAAGCUCAAAAUCUGCAUGACAACAUAAAUCACUGUGGCUUUGAUUCGUACCUCCACAGCACACUGUGUUCAAAAAUUGAUGAUGCAAGCAAAAUAAAUCAAUUUGAGUGCAUAAUGAACAAGCCUGCAUUGACUCUUAAAACAUCAGUCUUAAAUCAACUAAAUCCUACGCUAACCCCAGAACAGAAAUUAGCAAGAAAGUUAAAUGACAUUGAAAAGUGGCUUCUUGAACGUGAAACAGCUACAAAAAUAAAAUCAACUGCAGAUAAAAAUGUUCUAAAUCAAAUUAAAUCUGAAAAAUUAACGUCUGAGCGACUAUAUGAUGCUAAAAGUACAUUACCCGCAAAAGUAUCAUCAACUAGAAAUGAAAGACCAUUACCACGCUGUUCAAAAUUGCAGAAGGAUGCAAUUAAUAGUAUUAAAAACAAAAAUUUGUCGGCAUAUCCAAACAUUUAUAUUGAUGAUAUUGAUAAAUUGCGAGAGUGUGAAAAUUUAAUUAGUUCUUCUGAGGGAGAUGAAAAUGAAGGACAACCUAGCAUUUAUGCAAAUAUUAAUGAUAAUACAAAACUUGAAACUCAACCUGACAAAAUGAAAAAUUUGUCAAAACCUUCUUCACUUCGAUUCGUCCAUAUUCAUCAUCACUAUUAUCACUUUGAAAAUGAUACAAAAGAUAAAGAGUAAUCAAGUUUAUUAUUUUUUAAAAAUGUUACUCAACAUAAAUCAGGGAACUUUUUGAACACAAGAAACUAAUUAUUCCAAUCUAAUAAUUUCGUUUAUAGUUUUAUAAUGAAGGUAUGAUUAGUUCUACAUGUAGAUUUAAAUUUCGCAAUGAUUCAUUUCCAUACACAACGCGCUAGUCAAACUUAUAGUUUAAUGAUACAAACUUUUAAAAAGAAUAUCUUCCUCAAAAGCACAUAAAUGUAAAGUAAAUUACAUUUAAAAUAAUAAAAAAAAUUCUUGAAAAAUUCUUUUCUAAAUCAUGCAACGAACUAUGUUAAUGUGAAUUUUAACUACAAAACAAAGACCGAAAUCAAUUAAUAAUUAAAGACUGAUUUUUUUUAAUUGUAAGCUUAACUGUAUCAUGCCGAAAAUAAAUAAUAAGUAUUUAUUAAAUGACCUUGAACUUAUGAUUAUUUGUUAAAGUAUUUUUUAAUUAUAAUUAUCAAAAAAAAAAGCUUUUUAUUGUAUCAUAUAA